Messenger RNA from Racocetra fulgida, 408 nucleotides. The record is from the annotation of a GenBank genome assembly. NCBI's taxonomy places the organism in Eukaryota, Fungi, Glomeromycota, Glomeromycetes, Diversisporales, Gigasporaceae.
AUGGCAAAGAGUCUACGCAGCAAAAUUAAACGUCGUUUUCGUUCAAUUAAACGUAAAACGGUUUUUGCGCCCGUCGAAGAUGCACGUACGUUCCGACUUGCUAGUAAGCUAUCCCAAGAUGCAAGUGUCACUAUACGGCCCAAUCAGCAGCAUAAUGGAAUUAUUUCUGAUACUUCCCUCACGGUCGAAACUACUCAACAAGAUCCUCAGCUGCAAUUAACCUCAGACAUUAUUUCUUCUGAGUGCACGGAUCACAAGACAAUACCGACUAAUAUGCUUGAAACACAAGAUGUCUCAGGUUCGUUAUGUUAUGAAAUACUGGGUUUGCUUAACCCUGACUUUGUUGAUGUAACGAAUCUUGCAGGACUUGCUCAUAUUUUUUCCGACAUUCUGAAAGAAUCAUUCUAA